Molecule: messenger RNA, 960 nt
Organism: Gracilinanus agilis (Agile Gracile Mouse Opossum)
Lineage: Eukaryota; Metazoa; Chordata; Mammalia; Didelphimorphia; Didelphidae
Gene: PTRHD1
Product: peptidyl-tRNA hydrolase domain containing 1
Exons: 2
Coding region: 1-369 (122 amino acids)
Molecular function (GO): peptidyl-tRNA hydrolase activity
Source: RefSeq, a predicted model, not a curated record
AUGGCAGCUCCUCAGCCGCUGGUGCAGUAUUUGGUUCUAAGGGGGGACUUGGCGCGGGCGCCGUUCUCGUGGCCAUUAGGUGCGCUGGUGGCGCAGGGUUGUCAUGCAGCCAUCGCGGCCCUGCACGCCCACCGUGACCACCCAAAUACAGAGGCUUACCUCCAGGAUCUGGGGAGCAUGCGCAAAGUGGUCCUCGAGGCUCCAGAUGAAGCUGCCCUGAUGGCACUGGCUGAGACACUGAAACAGAACAACAUUGACUACAUGCUGUGGCUGGAGCAACCAGAAAACAUUGCUACCUGUAUAGCUCUUCGGCCUUACUCAAAAGGGGAAGUAAACCCACAUUUGAGGAAGUUCAAGUUAUUGAAGUGACUAUCAUCUGUGAGAGCUGUUUUGGACAAAUGGGAUCCAGAGUCUACAUGCAAGCCAACUCUUAGCAUUUCUGCAAAAACUGUGUCAAUAACUCAUUGACAAACCCCACAUUUGCCCUCAGUACUAGCAAUUUCUUUAGAGGUAGUUGCAAGCAGGUUAAUUUUUGUGUAAAUUUCCACUAAUAAACAAUUCCUCUUUCUGUGAAGGUAGGAAAUACGGAUGAACAACAUCAGGACUCUGCCGAUUAUUGCAUUACUUUGUGACUUGGUUAGGUGCUUAUUGCACCAGGGAGCGCUCUCUGUCUGGGUGGCCUUUAAAGUUUUAUGUGAAUAAAGAAAGGAGCUGCCUCUAGUCUUCUUUUUCAAGCAGCAUCUAGUUAUAAUGAGGAUAAUAACUGAUUCAUUUAGUACUUUUAACAUUUAAAAGCAUAUCAUAGGAUUAAGAUCUGGAAGAUAUCUUAAAACUGAACCAGAUCUUUCUUUUUUGUACCAGGGAGCCUUUUGGUAAGUCUGAAGCCUGUGGACCCAUUCUCAGAUUAAUGUUUUUGAUUGCAUAAAAUAAAAAAUACAGUAUUACAAAUGAAACCAAGCA